CAACCUCACGAAAAAUCUCCUAAAGGACGUUGAUAGAGAAAUACCACAGCCCAAACGUCGCCUUCUGGGAGAUAUCAUGACUGAAGUAUACAGUCAUGAUAUACCUUCCUUCAGCGCGUAAGCAGCUGCCAAGAAAGGGACUCUCUUAAUUCAUGCUCACAAGUGUGUCUUGAAAUUGGAAAUCGAUUGUCUGACAACUCUUGUAUUUUGGUUGAAGAUGGCCGCGUAUUUGUCCGUGGAGACCAACUAGCUUUCCACCUGAAUGAGCAACUAGCACCGUAUAUGUAUGAAGUUCCGAGAGAAUACGGCCCUUUCGAGCACUUGUUCAAACGCCUUGGAGCUGUAGAGGAAGCCACACCUGCACAGUUCGCAAAACUUUUAGGUAGACUUCAAGCCUCAUGUCUAGACGAGAAAAUGCACCCCAAUGAAGCCGAGAUUGCUAAACGCGCAGUGUACGGCCUAUUUUCUACUCUAAAAGCCCUACGUGAUCGUAAUGGAGGUGAGUCCGCCAAUCCUCUCCCUGAGAUCGAACGUCUGUACCUUCCAAGCAAGGAGCAAAAGCUCAGAAUAUCUGUAGACUUGGUUCUGUUUGAUUGUCCUCAGCAUAAAUAUCGUAUACCGACUGCUAUGUAUGAGCCCCUCGAUAGACUCGAGAGAUAUAAUUUAACGUUUGCUACCCAUCAGCAAAUUGCUGAUCUUCUACCAGCUCACCUAAAGAUCCCAUCCUUAAGAGUGCUAGUAAGAGAAGAGCUUCACCCAGAAUGCAAGGACAAGAAGUGCUCUGCUGACGUAGAAAAGACAUGUCAUGAGACUAAUCGCCUUCGUGACAUAUUGUUUUCCACUCACCUCGUUGAUGGCAUCAUACGAAUAUUAAAGUAUCAAUUUCAGAAAGCCAAACUAACAGAGGUUCAAAACAAAGUUCGUAGUUUUCAGAAAGAGCUACGAAUCAGUUGCAUGGCGGAGCUGUCCACUGAGCUUGUUGACAACAGGUCAAAUAUGUCAAUUCCAUACAGCCAAAGAUCAAAUAUAGACUGUGUUGUGGAUAGGGAUGAAGUCGGUGGAAAGCACAUAUUCAUUAAUCAUGGUGCUGAUCCUGGUAAUGUACGCGGGUUUCUAUGUAGAGAGAUAAACCAACUAACAGGAUGCUACAUCGACAAAGAAAGCUGGUUGCAUUUGGCUCGUAUUCUAGAAUGUGAGUCCCCUGAACACAUUUCUUUGAUAUUGGACGACACCGGAGUAUCUGAGGAUGUGGAGGCAGCUGAUACGCAGAGUUCGUACCCUGUUCUUGGCACAGAAGUGCCCGAAGAGUUUCAUCACCUCCUCGUUCAGUACGACGACUUCUAUUUUCGAAAUGGAGCAUUUGUUGCAUUUGAAAAAGAAGACUCAACUGAGGAUGAUCCCAAGUACAUCUAUGCAAAAAUCGUGAACAAGCUCCCAUGUGAAACUAAACCCAAAGAGGACAACACAAUAAGAGAACCGAGAGUAGAAAGUACCUUGCUAAGCAGAUAUCUUAUAGACGUUGGCCACGGAAGAAAAGAAGUCGAUGUAUUGGAUCUAUACAAGUUAAGAAGACCACAAAAGGUUCAAGAGAACGUUGACGAAGUAGCAGGAGAGUCCGCUUCAGAAAUGAUGGACCUUGUUCUUUACGAAGGUGCUGCUAGACAAAGUUCUGAACAAGAGGAAGCAGAAUCGCCCUCGUCCUCCCAAGAAACGAACGACCAACCUAAGCCUAGAGAUUUGGACGCCGCCAUAAGCGAAGUUAAAGAGGCUCUUGCAGAAAUUUGGAAACUUCCGGAAGAAAAGAGAAAGAAAGCAAUUAGGCGACUAUACCUUCGAUGGCAUCCGGACAAAAACAUGGACAUGCAGGACAUUGCAAAUGAAGUCAUAAAGUUUUUACAAAAUGAGGUCGAAAGGCUGUCAAAAGUAAACUUGCCAAGCCACGAUGAAGACUGUGCAAGACGCCCACCAUCAGAUUUUUCGGACUCCUUCACGCAAUGGGAUAAAAGAGCUCGACGACAGCGCUCAAGCUACGAAAAAUACGGCCGCCACAACCCACGAUUUACAGGUUUCGCAUCACACUCGAGAAGGACCUACAAGGCACCUAAUCCAUGCGUAGCGAAGAUGUGGAUUCGUCAGAGCAAAGAAGACCUGCGCUCAGUAGAACUUCUCUUGACUGCCCAAGAUCCACUUCACUACCUUGUCUGCUUCCAGAGUCAUCAAAUUGCAGAGAAAUCUCUCAAAGCAGCUCUUUACUCUAUAUCAGGAGUUGCAGACAGGCAGUUGUACACUCACGACUUGGUUCUAUUGGCCCAGGGUCUUUCACUGCUUCCUGGAGCUCCAGAUGUGAUACUGAAAGUAGCCAGGCUGUCCAACUAUUACCUGAGCACUCGAUAUCCUAACGCACACAGACCCCCUCACGUGCCUGCUGAGGUUUUCCGAGAUUCUUGGCAAGCACAGGAAGCGUUCAGACUGGCCACAGAAGUUUUGGAAGAACUAGAACGGUUUGUUGGAACAUGAUCACUGCUCCUGGCUGUCGUCAAGUCUCUCUAUUUGACUGUAUAACAAUAUACACUGUUCAAAGUUCAACUAAAAUAUGUUUAGACAAAGUUAAUCUACCUAUACUACUCGCACGCCUUUGCCACAUAGAAUGACGUUAAAUUUGGGCUGUCUUGACCUAUUUUGCAUCCUAUGAUUCAAAUAUUCAACUGAAGAGAAAUUAACAUUUCUAU
Molecule: messenger RNA, 2729 nt
Organism: Stylophora pistillata
Lineage: Eukaryota; Metazoa; Cnidaria; Anthozoa; Scleractinia; Pocilloporidae
Product: sacsin-like
Source: RefSeq, a predicted model, not a curated record